UGAUACGAUCUAAAGUUGGUCUGUGUUUGUAUUUAGAUGGAUAUGAAACCGCGAUAUUUCAUGGAACGUAACACAGUUUUUGUAUCUUGUGUGUUCACAACAGAUAUGGAAUAAAAAAUGAAUCACUACUAGAGCAGCUAGAAAACCAUUGCAGUUAGGAUAAUGUCAACCUUGUUUAGACAUCAAAAUGCCGGUGGUUUCUAUGGUAACACAAAGCUUGGAAGCAUGGUCAAUCCCAAGCCAUUAGUGGACAUCAGUGCUGCAGUUCUGGUUAAAGAUCUCAGUAGCGUGGAGUCGGCUAUUUUUCUAAUACCAACCGUACUCUUUGAAACCCUGAUAUGUGCCGCUGUACUCGGUGAACAUACGCUAGUUUGCAGGACGCUUGUCUGGAACUGGCCAUUUGAGGCAAUGAGUUUCGGCUGUAUGUUGCCAAUUAAGGACAACAAAGUGAACUUCCAGAAAUUAAAAAGCGUAUUUAGUAAUUACAAAAGUGGAGUUGGUGCAGCCAUACUAUUAGCUGUUGGAGAUAUGAAAAAUACAAAGUUGAAAUUGGUUGAUAUCAGAGACUUUGAUGUGGACUAUCAGUUGACAGCACUUUGUGCACAAAUUUCAACUAGUUCCCUGCAAAAACGAGGUGAUUUCAAGGCAAGGGCGAAUAAUGAACAACUUACCAAGAAAGCAGCAGUGAAGCUGCGCUCUAAGUUGCCGGUAUAUAAAGACCCCCUAAAAAUUCUCAUAGAUGGCAUGAUUGAUUCAGAAAAUAGCCUUGGUGUUCUUGCAGCACUGAGACUUCAUUCUGUGUGCCCUGUCAGUAUGAAAUGCUGUAACACGUCUUGUAUCAGCAUAGGGCCUCAGAUGACCCGCCAAGUUCUCAGUGAGCUAGAUCCAAAGUAUUGCUGUGGAGUAAAUAUCAGUAUGAACAUGCUUCAGUAUGAAGGACUGAUAAGUGUUAUACCAGAGAUAUCCAAGCUGUCUAAUUUACGUGCCUUGGGUGUUAGCUACAACCUCAUUAAAUUCUCCCAUGACCUACGCGUUGUAGAGCAAAAUGACAGCAAUUUUGUCGACUUAUUUAGUAAACUCAGUCAACUAAAGCGACUUGACUUGAAUCAUAAUUGGAUUGGCGGAUCAUUACGAAAACUGUUGAAAGGUAUUUUACGUUCAUUACAGUACCUCGAUUUGAGAAUGUGCACAUUGUCGGCGGCAGAUAUCGCUUACCUGGCAACAUGCCAACAUACAAGAGAAAUGGAGGAACUUCUACUAAGCAACAACAAACUGUCAGAAUGCACCGAGUCAGCAUUCACGUUGAUCAUCAACUGUUCAGAAACUCUCAAACAUUUAUGGAUGAAUACUUGCAAGUUGGGUCUGGUUCCAGGUGUAGCAAAUCGACUGGUGCACGCCAUUGUGAAUUGCCCAUAUCUCCAGACACUGUCAAUUGCAGGAAAUGAUCUCACUGAAAUUGAUCUUCUGAAGAUUCUCAAAGCAUGUGUGCAGUUGCCAUGUAUGGGACAAGUCAUCAUUUCUCCUCCCUCAGAUCAUAUCCAAGAUAUCAACAUACUGAAUAAUCAUAUUGAAAAUUUUCUUCAAAAAUGUGAGAAAAUUGUAGAUGGCGGUUCUAUGUCUAUUUUGUGUGAUGAUCUAGAGUUCUAUGAUUCAGACUUAUAUACGAGUGUCAACGUGAAUGGAAGAUACCUUACUAAAUUACUCUGAAAAAUCUGUUUUUAAGGUUACCAUAUUUGCUCAUAUGUUUAUGAGAAUGGCAUGUCAAAAUAUGUCAUAUUUUAAUAAUCCAGCAUACAGCGAUAUGUAAUAUUGGGUUUAAGUACACUAAUGGAGUAAAUGAAGAAUAUUCGUCAGCAGACUUCUCUUCAACUGAUAUCUCCCAAGAUUUGUUUAUAUUUUAACCCUGCAAAUGUAGAAUCUUGGUUGGUUUGUGUGGAAAUAUAAAACUGACUUACUGACUGACCCAGUGACCUGAGCUGAACUUGAGAAAUGGAUGAGAAUAGUGGUUGACGUUAGAUGAUGCUAUUUAUCACGUAUAUGUACCAGUAAUUUAUUAUGUAAUUUAAUGAAUAAAAUGACAUGGAGUUUGUUUAUAUAAA
Molecule: messenger RNA, 2099 nt
Organism: Saccoglossus kowalevskii
Lineage: Eukaryota; Metazoa; Hemichordata; Enteropneusta; Harrimaniidae
Product: leucine-rich repeat-containing protein 14-like
Cellular component (GO): cytoplasm
Molecular function (GO): protein binding
Source: RefSeq, a predicted model, not a curated record